UAACAGUGUAGCAAUCCUGGUUGCCAAGAAAGCUUUUUUUUAAGGGUAUUAAAGAGUUGACCGUGGUAUUUGUUUUGCAUCUCUUACAUCAUGCCUUCAAUCGUGGAAAUUAAAAACGACCAAUCUGAGACUUCACUUCCUAUUCAUGAAGAAAAGAAGAUUGAAAUAAUUUCAACAGAUCUUGGUCAAACACAGGAAAACGAGUCGGUUACUACCAACACUGACAAACCCAAGAAAACAGAAGGUAACAGUAAUGACAAGAACAAAGAGAAGAAGUAUGAAAGUAUUCUUACCAAAAAGUUCCUAAAGGACCACUGCAAAAAGCUGAAACUGUACCUAACUCCUGAAUUAAAUGAUAUUUUGUACUUACACUAUAAAGGAAUCUACCAAAUUGAAAAUCUUGAUGAGUACACUGGUUUGAAAUGUCUGUGGCUAGAAUGCAAUGGAAUAACAACGAUUGAGAAUCUGGACCAUCAGAAAGAGCUACGUUGUCUGUAUCUGCAGCAGAACCUUAUUACCACCAUCGAAAACCUCGAACCCCUGCAACAACUGGACACCCUGAACGUCAGUAACAACAACAUCAAGAAGAUCACAAAUCUUGCCUGCCUUCCCGUACUGCACUCCCUGCUGAUCAGCCACAACCAACUGACGAUGGCGGCCGACAUAGCUGAACUGGAGCACUGUCCGAACCUCGGUGUCAUCGAUCUGUCACACAACAAGAUUUGUGAUCCGGCUAUCCUCGAUGUUUUCGAAAAGAUUCCCGAUCUGCGAGUGUUGAAUCUGAUGGGGAACCCAGUAAUUAGGGAGAUAAAGAACUACAGAAAAACUGUCACAAUCAGAUUGAAAAAUCUUCAACACCUUGAUGACAGACCCAUAUUUCCAAAAGACAGAGCUUGUGCUGAAGCCUGGGCUCGGGGAGGUUUGGAAGCAGAGAAAAUUGAGCGACAGAACUGGAUUGAUAAAGAAAGACAAAAGAUUCAGGCCAGUGUUGAAGCUCUUCUUGAGAUUCGCCAACAAAAUGAAGCUCACCGCAAGGAGAAGGAAUUAAAUGAAGAAAAUGCCAGAAAUGGAAACCCCGAGAGAGUGGAGAUUGACCCAGGGUCAUUUGAUUGGUUGUCUGGAUCAUACAGAUUGAAGGGUCAGACUGAUGAUUCUAAAGUUAAAGAGGAAUUGGGUUCCACAGAACCGACGGAGGAAAUUACAGUAGGGCGGCGGGAAGAAGAGGAUGAAGGAAUUUUCACAAAAUCAAAAUCAUCUGCUGGCAAUUCUGGGACAAGACUAUUUAUCACAGAUACAACAGAUGAGUUGAAUCCAAAAGAUGAUUUCGAAGAUGUUCCUGAUUUGGAGGAUGUGGACAUAGAAGAAGACAUCAUCAUUUCCAAGGCAACUGAGAAAAAGAAAUACCAGCCAAAGAUUGAGGUUCUGGGUGACGAUGAUUUCAUGGAUGAUGAAGGUGAAUCAAGCGCUGAUGACUUACCACCUCUCCUUACACAGCUGUCGAACAACUCGGGCAAUAUUCUUAUUGAAGAGUACGCACCAGAGUGUCACAGUGUUGAAGGAGAUUACGAUAAACAGUCGCUGAUUUCCGAGAGUGAAACAGAUUCGGUUCUUGAGUUGGAUUCCAUUCAACCACAGAUUGCUCCAGAGUCUACCUCAGAUCCACAGACGACGUCUCAAAUAGAGUCCAUCGAACUGCUGCAGGGGGUGAAGAAGAUGCUGUCUAGUGACAUCAACAAAACGGGUAAAGUCGGCAGCAUCCCAGCUCCACAGGAGAAAGAUGAAGAGAAAAACACUGAUCUGGUUAAAGAAGAAAAACAAGAAAUCGAUGACAGCAUUUUUGAAGAAUUGGACUGAACAGUGCUUGUUCCUGAUCUGGUCAGAGAAGACAAAUGAGAAUUGAUGACAGCAUUUUUGAAAAGUUUGACUGAAUAGUUAUCGUUUCUCGUUUUUAAGUAUUUGACAAUCAGGAAGUUGAAGACCGCAUUUCUGACCAUCUGAAUUGAAUAGCGAUUGGUGUGCAAUUUAUAUUUGACAGACAUGAGGUUGAGGACAAUGUAUCUCGAUUGAUUAGUGAUUGGUGCCCAGUGUGUGUUGGACUGAUGCCCAAUUUAUGUUCGCUGGUGUUCAUUUGUACGAGGUGCAGCAUCAUUACAACCCAAACCCAGCUGUUGUCAGUGACUACACGUUUGAAGCUGAUUUUUAAUGGUUAUGUUAUCUUUGUAUAAGUUCACAUAGAGCUGGGAUUUGUUUUCAGUGACUGUCCGAUCUUGUAUUUCAUGAUGACACAAAUAUUGAAUAGGACUGAGUGGAUCAGUGAUUAGAGAGAAGGUUAUGAAGUAAAUAAAUCAGUAUCAUACUUUCUAGGUACAAUACAGUAUUAAUUAAAAACCUCCGCCCAGUUCUAUUAGGGGAUAGUAAGAUAUGAUGUUAAUGAAUGCUUCCGUCCAAUUGCAGGUAACUAAUCCGUCCAAAUCCAUCGGCAGGUAAUAUAAGUCAUUGGUGUAAAUCAAUCCGUCCAAUUGCAGUUAACUAAUCCGUCCAAAUCCAUCGGCAGGUAAUAUAAGUCAUUGGUGUAAAUCAGUCCGUCCAAUUGCAGUUAACUAAUCCGUCCAAAUCCAUCGGCAGGUAAUAUAAGCCAUUGGUGUAAAUGAAUCCGUCCAAUUCUUCCAGUGCACAGCAUUAUGUGUUUUACUACAUUGCUAUUUAUACCAUUCAUAUCUUAAAAGCCAAAGGAUUUAAAAGGCAUCUUUAGUCAACCUAGCUAGGGAUUUUCGAAGCUAUGUUAGCACUACGAAAUUUGAAAUAAUAUUGUAGGCUACGAUGUCACUACAGCACAUGCCAUAAUGAUGUCAUAGCUUACGACGGUUUUACAAUAUCAUAGCUUUGAAAAUACGGACCCUGGUGAUAAAGACACAAUAAAAGAAAAAGGUGUUGGGGUCAUAUUUUAUUUAUUGACUCCUUUCAAUGUAUAAUUACUUGAGUGGACAUAUAUAUACAUAUAUAACUUGUUAUUUUAUUAAUCAUCAUAAAAACUGACAACAAUAUGAGCAUAUUUUUUCUGCCAUCAUUUUUGACUGAAAAUCUUUCUGAACAUUGUGAUAAUUAUUGUUCAAUGUGAUAUUCAUUGUUUAAUUUUAGCCAUGAAAAAUGUAACAAAUUUUCAAGUAAACUACUGGAACAUUUUUAUAUAUGUAUAUUGUGGUUGCAUCAUCGACUGUUGCAUAUGUUUUAUUUAUUUAUUAAUCUUUGAUGUUCAGAUUACAAUACUGAUCUCAGGGAGGAAACAGAAAUAUGAAUGUAGCCUGUAGGUGUAUGUUUUGACCACCGUAAAUUGGUUGAUAACAAAACAUUUGGGACUUGGUUUGUGGGUACAGAUACUGGUUUAAGAGUGCAUUUAUUAAAUGUGCAUACUGUGAUUUUAAUAGCAUUAAAAAAACAUACUCUCCCUUCCAUAAUUGGGCCCAUACCCACGAAACUGGGAGAUAUAGUGUAUGCACUCACCCAACAUAAAGGCAGUUUUAGAACCCAACAUUAGAUAUCGUUUUUUUUAUUUUAAAUUGACCUCUUUUUUCAACACACACACACACACACACACACACACACACACACACACACACACACCCAUUAGGUUCAAAAUACAUGCUUGACAAUAUGGAUCAAAUGACAGUCAGGAUUAAUUGGCUAAAAUUCAGGGGUGAAUUUAGGAUUUUAAGAAGGGGGGUUAUCAUGUAUAAGUGCUUGCACAUUCACAUAGAGUGGUCUAUGCGUGUCGUAUGUAUUUCCAGUGAAAAAGAGCUGAAAAUUGAAGUAGUUUUUUGCCAUGUGACAACAGUUUAGGGCAAAACUAGAAUGAGUUUCUUAAUGUAGUGUGAUUGAUUAGUUUGUUUCAUUGUUUGUGGGGAAGAUGCGGCAGCUUUAGUUAGGGCAAUGUUUUGUGUGUGUUAAUGAUAAAGUCUCCAAACAGCAUUCCACUUAAACAUUAUGUCAAUAAUUGUAAUUUGGACCACAUUAAAAAAAAAGUUGUUGAACAUUGAUUUUUUUUCUUUAAAAAAUUAGGGUCAUCCAUUGUAUUUUCAAAAUAUAUGGUAAAAAAAUCUUGGGGUGGAGUCUUUUUAUGUGGGUGGGUAGGUGGGGAAGUUCACCUUUUUCUUUAUAUGUACAUAUAUGUAUUGAUGGUUUGUAAAACUAAUAUUGUGAGCAAAAAAAACCAAUAUGAUUUUGCCUUAUAUGAAUUUUGUACAUUAAAAACUACAGAAUGUU
Molecule: messenger RNA, 4260 nt
Organism: Gigantopelta aegis
Lineage: Eukaryota; Metazoa; Mollusca; Gastropoda; Neomphalida; Peltospiridae
Product: dynein assembly factor 1, axonemal-like
Exons: 15
Coding region: 91-1854 (587 amino acids)
Molecular function (GO): protein binding
Source: RefSeq, a predicted model, not a curated record